This is a messenger RNA of Lytechinus variegatus (green sea urchin), 402 nucleotides long. RefSeq names its product nucleolysin TIAR-like. The transcript is spliced from 4 exons. Lineage: Eukaryota; Metazoa; Echinodermata; Echinoidea; Temnopleuroida; Toxopneustidae. Gene Ontology annotation, molecular function: RNA binding. The record is from RefSeq and is a predicted model, not a curated record. The coding region runs from base 65 to 382 and encodes 105 amino acids.
AGACGACUUGAAUUAAGUCUAGAAACCGAUUCUUUAUCGAUUCAUCAGGAAAUGUGAACGUCAUAUGGACGGCUACACAAUCAUGGACAUGGAUCCGUAUUCGCGGAUGAUGUACGAAGAUGAUGCCCAACCAAGAACAUUAUAUGUUGGGAACCUUGAUCGACGGGUCACAGAGGAGCUGGUUUUCCACCUCUUUUUACAGAUUGCUCCGUCAAAGACGAAGAGUUGUAAAAUGAUUGCAGAGCAAGGAAAUAGUGAUCCCUACUGUUUCGUAGAAUUCUUCGACAGUGUGACGGCAGAAACAGCCAUGGCAGCAAUGAAUGGCAGGACAGUAUUUGACAAAGUGAGUUUAUAUUCAAUGUCUUUGAAUUGUUUUGGAUAAAUCUUGUUGUAUAUUUGUUU